Molecule: messenger RNA, 7008 nt
Organism: Strongyloides ratti
Lineage: Eukaryota; Metazoa; Nematoda; Chromadorea; Rhabditida; Strongyloididae
Product: Piezo family-containing protein
Exons: 8
Coding region: 1-7008 (2335 amino acids)
Biological process (GO): regulation of membrane potential; detection of mechanical stimulus; cellular response to mechanical stimulus
Cellular component (GO): plasma membrane
Molecular function (GO): mechanosensitive monoatomic ion channel activity; monoatomic cation channel activity
Source: RefSeq, a predicted model, not a curated record
AUGGUAUCUCCAUUUGUGAAAUAUCUCUUUCUCAGAGGAAUAUUACCUAUAUCGUUGUGUUUUGCAGCAUUAAUAAGACCCUGUUUUGUAUCCUUAAUUUAUGUACUUUUUGCAUUAAAAUCUCCAUUUGUAAAAAUCUCAAAAUGUGGCAGAAACCCAUGUGGAACGACGUUGUUUAUAACACUAACUUUCCUUUGGACGACAGUUACUUUGAUUCUUCAAUUUGCAUGGCUUUUUGUUUUAAUAUUUGUGAAUGAUGCAAAAGUAAUAAACUGUAAUGAAAAUCAUUGGACAUAUAUUUUGGCUCAAUUUGGAUUUAUGCCGUAUUUUGUUAAAUAUAAUUUUGAGCUAGUAAGAUCAUUCCUUCCUGAACUUGUUGCUUUUGGUGCAUCAUUAGCUACUGUUUUAAUUUUAUGGACCAAAAAACCAAAUAAUGAAGAAGAAGAAUUGGGUAUUAUGGUGGAGGAGUCAAGCUAUCAAAUGGCACCAGUGAGAACAACAAUACCAGUAUCCGAUGAAGAUAUGCAUAAAAAAACCUUUACUGGAUCAUUACAAACUAUGGCAGAUGUUUUUAUUACACUUGUUUCAGGAUUUGUUGCCUGUAUUCAUCCAUCAUUUAUGAAUACACCAUAUUUGAUUUAUUUUUUUACAACGGUUAUUUUAUGGGCAUCUUAUUGCAGAGUUGGGCGCAGUAGAAUGAAUAAAAUGAAACAGGCACUUUUGUUUUAUGUAGCUAUACAUUUUGUUUUGUUAUAUUUAUAUCAGAUCCAGACAGUUUAUGAUGUUUUUAUAAACACAUUAAAAGUUGAACAAUGGGCUGUUAUUGGAUUUGUACCUGUAUUACAACAAUUUUGCCAAAAUAACUAUAAUCUUAUUCCAUCUACACAUUCAACAUAUCAUAUGGAAUAUUUUUCAAUUUUAAUUUUCUAUUUAAUUUUUGCCCUUCAAUAUCAUUGGACAAAAAGUGGUGUAGAUAGAUUUAAUAGGAGAAAUAGUUUUGAUGAUGAUGAUCAAAGUUCAUCAAUUCAUACUGAGAUGUACCAAUCUACCUCUAUUGUGGAUGACCUCAAUAACGAUAGAAAUCCAACGCUUCUUAAUGAAUCGUCACCAAGAGAAGAUGUUCAAGAAGUACGAUGUGGAACAGGAAUUCCAAAGAUGUCAUCAAAAGUAUACAUAAGAGAGAAAUUAUCAACAAUAUUUUCUGGAUCUAAUGAAAAAAAUACUUGGUUAAUAAAUAAUGAGGAUAUCAUAAAUGUUCUUACAUUUUGUGCUGAACAUUUUUAUGUUAUACCAUUAUUAUGUUUACUUACUUGGGCUUUAUGUUAUCAUUCUCUUAUUGGAUUGUCCCUUUUAGUAAUUGUUUGUAUUUUUUGGGGAAUUUCGAAUACUCAAAAACAUUUUCUAAAGCUAAUUCCUUAUGUAGUAUUUUAUGUAUGUGUAGUUUUAAAUGCACAAUACGUUUUUUACAUGCAUUUGGAGACACUCUUUGGGUGGAUUUAUGAUCAGACAACCAUUUCUUCACUACUAGUUUUGGGUUUUGAUAUUAAUUUACCUGCUAUUCAGGUAUUUACUACUCUUCUAACUAAAGGUGCCUUAUCACUUCCAUUAUUUGUUUUAUUACGUCAAAAAGGUAAAUAUUCGGAAAUUGAUUCAAUUAAUCAAAACUCUAAUAAUCAUCAAGGACAAGAACGAUAUACAAGAAAUUUUGUAAGAGGAGCUAACGGUACUUCCCUUGCUGCUACGAUUGUAGAUGAAUUGAAUACUUCGACUGUUGCUCGUGCUGUAAAUGGAAUAUCUGAUAUAGUUACUAGAUAUUGGAUUAUUGUUGUUAUUUUAACUUUAUUGUUAACUGGUGUUGAAAAACCCCCAAAUCUUUUGAGACAAGGAUUUUUUGUACUUUUUUGUUUGUUUAUUGUCCUUCUACAGUUAUCUUUGCGAACAUUUAGAGCAUCUCUUUACGCAUUUUGGACUCUUUGCAUAUUUUAUUCUUCAAUUGUUAUACUUUUAAUUUAUUCAUACGAAUUUAAAAUUGUACAAGAUUUCAUAACAAAUAAUCUUGGAAUUUCAAACGAAUGGUGUAGAGUUAUUGGAUUAUUUGUCAUUAACAAAGAAUUUAAAAAACAAUCACUUUUUGAUACUCUUUUUUGUCCUAUAGUUUUUGUACUAGUAACAAUGUUGCAAUUAAAAUUAUUCCAUGAUCCAUGGACUAAAAUGACAAGAUUAAGGAGUACUGAAUCAGUAGUUUCAACUGAUGGUAAUAGGCCUGGAGAAAUGUAUCCAUCAACUGUUGUUAUUGGUAGUGAAACAUUUAUACAAAAAGUAAGGAAGAAUUUUUCUAAUUAUAUAGAAAUAUUAUGGAGAAUAGGUGAAGUACAUUUAACAAAAUUAGUUUUAUUUAUACUUGUAUGUUAUGCAUCAAAUGAAAUUAAUGCUAUAAAUCUUAUCAUAAUACUUGGAGUAACACUUGCUCUUUGGAUACGUUUUUAUGGAUUUUGUGUCUCAAUUAAUUUAUCAAUUUUCUUAGGAAUUGCUGAAACACUUAUAGUAUUUUAUAAUAUAUUUUUUAAUGAUUCUGGUCCAAUUGGUAAUCCUUUUGCACAUUUAAAUAAUAUAACAUGCUCAUUUGAUAUAAAAAAUAAGAAAUCAUUUGAAUUAUGGUUAGGAUUAAAAAAUGAAGUAUUUAACAAUCAAAUAGUUGGUAUUAUUAUUGCUUUAAUAGCGAUAGCAUUAAUAUAUGUUGUUAAAUAUCGUCAACAAAUAAGAAGAUCAAAUUUGGGAAUUUCAUCAGAAAAUAAUAAUAUUAUUUUUCAAGAUUUUGUACCUAGUGAAUUUGAUAUGAAUUUUAGUAAUUUAAUUAAAUUUAUCAUUGAUUAUACAUUUUACAAAUUUGGUCUUGAAAUUUCAAUGAUUUUUAUUACUUUAUCAGCAUGGCAAAGAAUGGAUUUUGUAUCAUUAAUCUUAUUAAUUUGUCUUUUUAUGUUUUUAAUGUUAAAUAGACAUCAAAUUAAAGCUAUAUGGCCAAUGUUUACAACACUUACUGUAAUGAUAUUCCCAUUACAUUAUAUUAUGAUGUUAGGAUUACCACAAUGUCUAUGUUUUGAAUAUCCAUGGAUGAAUUUUAUAAAUUAUAUUGGAGUUAAAGAUUCAGUUGUAAAUAUAUUCAGAUUUUUUGAUUUAGCAUAUUAUGAUAGAAACAAUGUUCCCAUAAUUAUUAUAUUUGACUUUUUAUUAGCAUUUGUUGUUGUUAGGCAACUAAGAAUUUUUAGAAAAGAAGGACCAUCACAUCCAGCAGGAGAUAAUGAAUCAAUUUAUAAAAACAAUAAUUUUAUUUUACAUAAAAAUAAUCCAUAUAGAGACUUUGUGUUUAAACAAGAGACACAUGUUGAUUAUUUAAAAUGUUUUAUUUUUCAAUAUUUUCAUUGGAUAAGUUUAGUAAUGGUGUUUGUAGCUGGACUUGGAGGAACAUCAUUAUUUGCUCUUGGAUAUGUUAUAUUUGCUUUUGUAAUGUUAUGGAAAGGUAACAAACUUUAUAAUAUGCAAAAUUACAAUAAUACAUUAAAAUUAUGGAAAGGUUUAAUUUUUUAUAAUGUUGCUGCGAUUAUAUGUAAAGUUGCUGUACAGUUUAUUGGAUGUGUCGUUAUUCCGCAAUCUGAUAAAAAUUUAUGCCUUGUGAGACAAUUAUUUUCAAUUGUAUGUGUCUAUUCAAUGGAUGAAAAAGGUGAAACAUUAAGUUCUUGUUUAAUAAAUGUAUCUGAAGCAAAAAUUGGUUUUGAUACAGUUUGUUUUGCUUUUCUCAUUUUACAAAAAAGAAUUCUACAUUCACACUUUUUCCAAUAUUGUAUGAUUGAUUUUAGAAGUGAAAUUAUUUUAGCUAAUAGAGGUGCUAUUUUAAAAAAUCAACUAAUUGAGAAGCAAAUGAAUGAACAAAAAAGUGAAGAAAUGAAAAAAUUAAAUGAAAUUAAAGAACGUACAGCUGCUAUUAGAAAACAGUAUGAAGAAAGACAAAAUCAAGAAGAUGCAUGUGUAUUUGUACCAAAUGCUUAUGGUGAAGCUAAACGUGCUGGUGAUUAUUAUAUGUUUAAUUAUGAUCCUAUGACAGAAAUAUUAGAAUCACCAAAAAUUAAUGUCCCAGAAGUAGAUCCAGGAUGUACAGAUCCUGGUAUUACACCUGCACAAAUAAUGCAUGUUGCUGUUGACAAGGAUUUAGAUAUGAGUAAAGCAAUGAGAGCAAUUGAUGCAGUACAAGAUAUUUCAGAUGAUUAUAAAAGGAUUGCAGCUGCUGUUCAAUAUGAUGAUGAAGAUAAAGAUAAUGAUAGUAAUAAAAAUAUAAAGGAUAAGCAAAAAAAGAAAAGUCAAAUAGUGACGAUAUGUCAAUUUAUAAUAAAAUUAUUUGAAAGUGCAAUUGUAUUUUGUGCUGCUGAAUUAAAUAAUUAUACUAGAGAAUAUAGAUAUGUUGGUUAUGUAUUAAGAAAAGAAAAAUCAAAAUUACGUGAUAAUUUAAGUGACUUUUUGUAUGAUUCAUCUAGAAAUCUUAGUGAACUUCGUGAUGAAAUUGAUAAUCAACAAAUGCAUUGUGUAAGUAAUGAAAAUGAUAUUACAACAAUGGAGAAAGAAGCUCAUAUUCAUUGGAGUAAAAGAAAUCCUUACAUUCGUUUUAUUACAGCAUUAGGAAAUUGUAUAAGUGCUCAUACUGAUCUUUUAUGUUUUUUUAUGGCAAUAGUAGCACAUGCUAAUUGUGGUUGGAUUACAAUGCCACUUCCAUUAAUGGUAUUAUUUUGGGGAACACUUGCUAGUCCACGUCCAUCAAAAAAAUUUUGGAUUGCAAUGAUAUUAUAUACACAAUUUGUUAUUAUAACUAAAUUUAUUGUACAAUUUGGUGAUUUAAAAAAUGAAGAAUCAAAAGCAUUUAGUUAUGAUACAAAUUUAACAUUUGGUACAUUUUUAAAAUAUUGUGGUUUAUAUAAACGAAAUGAAUAUGCUGUAUGGGAUGUUAUACUACUUAUAUGUCUUUUCUUUCAUAGAUAUAAUUUAAGAAGAUUAGGAUUUUGGAAAGAAGCUAAUAGUAAUGAAACAUUUAAAACAUUACCAAAUAUAACAGAAUCUUCUUUAACUCAAGGAAGUAAUGGUGAAGAUACUGAAGUAAAAAUAUUAGAUUCUGUUGAAACUAAUUGUUUUAAGAAAUUUUAUAGAAAUUUAUUUAAUCCUAAAUUUAGAUGUAUUAAUGAUUUAUAUACAUGGAUGUUUACAUGUGAUUUUAUUGCAUUUUUUAUUGUUGUAUUUGGAUAUAGAUAUUUUGGAGAUGGUGGAUCUGGUGAUAUUAUUAGUGAUAUCUCAUCAAAUAGAGUACCAUUAACAUUUGUACUUAUGAUGUUAUCAAUAACAGUUAUGAUAGUCAUUGAUCGUGCAUUAUACCUUAGAAAAGCUAUAUAUUGUAAAUUUAUUUAUCAAAUAGUAUCAAUAUUAUUUAUUCAUAUUUGGUUAUUCUUUGUUUUACCUAAAAUAACAUCUAUUUCACCAAGUAUGAAUGUAGCUGGUAAAUUAUUAUACAUUGUUAAGGGAAUAUAUUUUAUUAUAUCAGCAUGGCAAAUUAGAAAUGCUUAUCCUAAAAUGUGUAUGGGUAAUUAUAUAACACAUAAUUAUAAUUUACAUAAUAUGGUAUUUUUCAAAAUAUUUCAAGCAGUACCAUUCUUAUAUGAAAUAAGAACAGCAAUUGAUUGGACAUGGACUGAUACAUCAAUGCCAUUAUUUGAUUAUUUUAAUAUGGAAAAUUAUUAUGCUAUUAUAUUUAAUUUAAAAUGUGCAAGAACGUUUGAAAAUAAAUAUCCAGCACCCAGAGGUGUUCCUAAAGGUACAUUAAUAAAAUAUCUUAUGGGAUUACCAAUGAUAUUUGCAUUGAUAUUAAUUGUUUGGUGUCCGUUAUUAGCAUUUGCUUUAAUGAAUAAAAUUGGAUUAACAUUACCACCUGAAAAUGUUAAAAUGACUGUUUCUAUUGAAGGUUAUCCAUCAUUAUAUACUAUGGAAUCACAAGGUAUGGAUAUUCAAGUUUUUACAAAUGAACAAUAUGAUGAGUUAUUAACUAAAAUUGGAACUCUUCCAUAUGUAAAUGAAGAUAGUAGUUCACUACAAAAAAGUGCUUUAUCAUAUGUUGAAGAAUUUUUACCAUUAGAUAUAUAUAAAUUACGUUUUAAACCUGAAGCUGAAGAUAGAUGGAUGAUUUCAAAUAGUUCAUUAUAUGCGUUACAAAAGGAACUUGGAGGUAAUGGUACAAUGAAUAUGAAAAUAAGUAUUGAAUUAACAAGAAAACGUUCUUCAACACAAGAACCAAUUAGACAUACAACUGCAUAUAAAAUUCCUUUACUUCCUGAAUCUGAAAUGCGUAUCGAUUUGACUAAUUCACUAAGCUCAACUACUGAUUAUAACAAUCCUAUUACAAUUGGUCCUGCUGUACCAGAAUUUUUCACAGUACCUAAUGAAGGAGAGUUAUCAGCAACAAAAGAAUUACAAAAACUUGUUUUAGAACGUGGACGUUUUAAUAAUACUUUUAUGAAUAUUUCACUAUCUAGAAAUGGAGAUUUUAUUACAGGAACAGCAUGGUCUCUACAAUUAGUACUUCCUAAAUAUUUAGAUCAUAUUAUUUCACCAUUCCAACCAUAUAUUCUUGAUGGAUCUACUAAUAGAACAUACUUAGAAUUUGUUUUAUUUGUUAAUAGAGUCUAUCCAUCUUAUAUUAAUAAAUAUGUUUCUGGAGGUAUUAUUGCAAUGUAUAUUGCUUUUGUAUUAAUGUUACAUAGAAUUAUUCGUGGUGCCAUAACUAAUUCACCUUUGGAUGUUAGUAUUAAUGAAAUUCCAAAUGCUGAUUUGUUGUUAAGAAUGUGUUUAGAUAUAUAUAUGGUACGGGAAGCAAAAGAUUUUAUUUUAGAACAAGAUAUUUUUGCAAAAUUAAUUUUCUUAUUCAGAUCAUCUGAAACGUUAAUAAGAUGGACUCGUCAUAAAAUUAAACAGGAAUAA